AUGGAGAACGCCAGUGAUGUUGUUGCUGAUGAAGUUGUUGUUGUCUUCCCUCAUGCAGAUGUUAUCCCUACUGCUGAGGAUGCCAUCACAAUCUAUGAAGCUAAAGUUGAUGCUGAAGCUGAGGAUGAUGAUGAUGUCGUGAUAGCUUCGACUACUCAAGAAGACCUUCCCCUUACCUCUGCAUUGAAUGUUGGUGAUGAUGAUGAUGAUGAUAAUGAGGAUGAACUUCUUCUACCUGAUGCUGGACAAGAUCUUGGACACCAUGAUGAUGAUGAAGACGACGAAGAUGACGACUUCACCAUCCAAGACCGGUUUAGAAGGGUGUCUCCUUAA
This is a messenger RNA of Cynara cardunculus var. scolymus (artichoke), 333 nucleotides long. RefSeq names its product calsequestrin-1-like. Bases 1 to 333 code for a protein of 110 amino acids. The record is from RefSeq and is a predicted model, not a curated record. NCBI's taxonomy places the organism in Eukaryota, Viridiplantae, Streptophyta, Magnoliopsida, Asterales, Asteraceae. The transcript has a single exon.